Messenger RNA from Didymodactylos carnosus, 411 nucleotides. The record is from the annotation of a GenBank genome assembly. Lineage: Eukaryota; Metazoa; Rotifera; Eurotatoria; Philodinida; Philodinidae.
AUGUUUAGCACAAAGGAGCCCAAUGAAGACGUGCAAACCGCAAAAUUAAAAGCUGACAAUGAACAUUUAAUGAAUGUCAUCAGGCAAUUAGAAGAUGAUAAUAAAAAACUAAAAACAAAAAUUUCUUCGUCAUUACCGUCAUCUGAAAUAAAAAAGUGUGGAACUUCAAAUUCUCCAGCACCAUUGCCGCCAUCAAGAAUAUUAUUCAAUAAUUUAAGCCCACUGGCAAAACAGCGAGCUACGACUAGAAUGAUGACACAAAAAGAAGAUUUGCCUAGGGGAUCCAUAACAAGUAUUCGCGAUAGAUUUGGAAUAAAUCUAUCAAAUCAAAAUAGAUCAUCACAAACAAAAAUAAAACCUUUAGAUCAAACUAUUGAAGAAUUCUAUAUAAUGAUGAUAUUAGUCGCUUAA